CAUACAUGUGGUUACUGAUCACAAUAACGAUUGUGGUUUCAUUUCUGCCAGUGUUUUCAAACAAACCUUGGCAUUUCAUAAGUGUGUUGCAUGUUCGCAAAGGAUCCUGUUGGUUUACAGUACAAAAAUGAUCAGAAUUGAAAGUUGGAUUUGUUUUCAGCUCAAACACAGAUCGCGACAAGUGAACUUGGGAACAUUGUUAUUACCGAUUUUAUUCCUGACUUUCGGCUGUUCUGCCACUAUGGCCCCUUCAAUGGAGAGAUGGUCAGGAAAAAUAGCUGUUGUAACAGGAGCCAGUGCUGGCAUAGGAGCUUCUAUUGCAGAACACCUGGUCGAACAUGGAGUUAAGGUAAUUGGACUUGCAAGAAGAGUUGAGCGUAUCGAAGCCCUCGCUGAUAAAUUGAAAACGAAGAAAGGUUCUCUGCAUGGUAUGAAGGUGGACGUCACUCAAACUAAGCAGAUAACUGAUGCUUUCAAAAAAAUUGACGAAGAGUACGGUCCUGUUAGUAUAAUGGUCAAUAAUGCGGGCGUAUUCGAAGACACAACUUUGUGCGAUGGUGACGUAGAAAAAUGGAGGAAAACUUUUGAAAUCAAUGUUAUUGCUCUCUGCACCGCUACUAGGGAAGCAGUGAGAAGCAUGAAGAAGCACAAGAUUAAUGGUCAUAUAAUUCAUAUAAACAGCGUGGCUGGACAUAGGCCAAUAGGUUACGUUGGAGAAAAUGUUUAUCCAGCAUCCAAAUACGCUGUAACUGCACUGACAGAAUCGCUAAGGAUAGAAUUGAAAGCAGAUACCAAGAUUAAAGUAACGAGCAUAAGCCCAGGACUAGUGAGAUCCACAGAAAUAUUCCAAGCUUCUGGUGCGGAAAUUCAGGAAAUUAACGAUACAGAGUUGGAAAAUGCAGCUUUGAAUCCUGAAGACGUCAGCCAUGCUGUAGUUUAUGCUUUAUCAACUCCGCCACACGUUCAGGUUCAUGAAUUGAUGCUGAAGCCAAUAGGGUCAGAUGUUUGAAAUUCAACUCAUUUUGAAUCGUUUCGUUUAAUAUCAAUCAAAUUUUUGUGAAAUUUUAUUAUAAAUAGGUACAUGA
This is a messenger RNA of Coccinella septempunctata (seven-spotted ladybird), 1085 nucleotides long. Its product is annotated as farnesol dehydrogenase-like. Bases 128 to 1009 code for a protein of 293 amino acids. NCBI's taxonomy places the organism in Eukaryota, Metazoa, Arthropoda, Insecta, Coleoptera, Coccinellidae. The transcript has 6 exons. The record is from RefSeq and is a predicted model, not a curated record. Gene Ontology annotation, molecular function: oxidoreductase activity.